UGUAAACAUAAUUGGUCAUUUUUGUCUUCUCACUCUUAUAACGUAGUGCUAUUUCUAUCGCAGUUCUUUCCCAAGAAUGAGAAAUAUGUAUCCUUGUUUUCGGGUGGUGACGAGCAAGAUAUAGUUGACAAAAGAAGUAAAUUGCGGGAGCAAAUCAAAGCCAGUAUAGUUGCUGCUGCCGCAAGUGGGAAAGAUUUGGAAGAAACAGGGAGCGAAGAUGAUGGGCUUCUGGAUUUAAGCAGCGAUGACUUCUUUGAAAGUGGAAGCUCAAGUGAUGAUGCUGAUGACGAGUUGACUGAUAAAAGUGCAAGAGAACAAGCUUCUAGUACAUCAGUGAAAGCAGCUUCUAGCAUGUCCAGCGAUGAAAAAAAUCAGAGGCAAAUAUCUGCCCGUGCUCUAAUGCCACCACCUCGUCCUUCGAGCAAGUCAUUUAGUCAUUCAGUAAAUAAAAAAUCACGGUUUGGAGGAUCUACAAGUAAGAAAUCAUCUUUUCGUGAUAUGUCAACCUCCAGCAACACAUCAGACAGCAUUGAUCGAUCUGCCUUCAGAAAAGGAAGACCUGCAGAUUCACUCACAGGCAACAGUGGCAAUAUCAGCUCUAGCUCUGAUGCUCGAAAACCCCGAAGAAAGAGAAGACCAAAGAAGAAAAAACAACAGGCUUGAAUCAAGUUCGUAUAGUUGCCAAUAUAAUGUUGCAGCUUGUUUGUACCAGAGUUUAGUUCUGAGGACAAUUGAAAUGUCUCUGUAUUUCAAGAAUUAGAUAGAAAAUUUGCUGAGGCUACGGGUGUGUUUGGUAUAACGGAAAAUGUUUUCCAAGAAAAUAUUUUCUUGGAAAACAAGUAUUAAUCUUAUUCA
This is a messenger RNA of Nicotiana tabacum (common tobacco), 855 nucleotides long. The record is from RefSeq and is a predicted model, not a curated record. Lineage: Eukaryota; Viridiplantae; Streptophyta; Magnoliopsida; Solanales; Solanaceae.